Mya arenaria is the source of this 3232-nucleotide messenger RNA. RefSeq names its product melanoma-associated antigen C1-like. The transcript is spliced from 6 exons. Bases 779 to 2677 code for a protein of 632 amino acids. The record is from RefSeq and is a predicted model, not a curated record. Lineage: Eukaryota; Metazoa; Mollusca; Bivalvia; Myida; Myidae. Gene Ontology annotation, molecular function: protein binding.
AGUCACAACCUUUAGGUUUUUUCUUCUUGUUGCUGUCAGCCUUUGUGUAGACCUCUUGUUCCUGGUCACCCUUUGAUGGGGAUUGUUGCUUGCUACGGCCGCAUCCCAUAGCUUCCUGGUAUAGCCACAUGGGGACGGCUUCAUUCAACACUACUUGAUUACCAUGAUUUUGAGGAAGGGGAGGAUUGUUGUAGCGACGGAAACCUGGUAGAUGUUAUUGGGUCAUUGAUCAAAGCAAGAGAUUUCUAUCGGCUUCAAAAUGCGCUUGAUCGGGGGGCUUAUAUCAACUUCACAAACAAAUUUGGAGAAGGGCCCCUUCACCUGGCUGUUUCACAAGAUGAGACAUUAGGCUUGUGAGUGGAGGGAAUGUGGGCGUGUCUAGAGAUGACGGGAAGAGACCAGUGAUUGGUCAGAAGUUUUACCUACAGAAACUGUCAUGAUUCUUACCAGGAUUGAAUAGGUGUACUUAUGGGCAGAGACCACGGCUUUCCAUCUUGGGAGACACUCCGGUGGCCGACACACAGUGUGCAGAGCACUAGCGUCAUGCUGUCCAGGUCAUGUGUGUCGAGCCUACCAGAGGUUCGAAACCUCUCGUCCAGUUGCAGCAUGUGCACGCUCACCCACAAGCAGACCCCUGUAUGCGCUGGGAUCGCUAGCCCAGCAGCGAUUUUGUGGGGAAACUGGACCAACUGCCCGGGGCACAUCAAGCCGUCGCCAAGAGAUACCAGGACAGUUGUCAAGACGACGACCCUCUCAGCGGUUUGACAGGAACCAGCUGAUGUCACGACAGAUGUCUGUAGCAAACAGUCCAGGUGGAGUUAGUCAAAGAUUCUCCACAAGGCGGCGACCUGAGCAGGAAAGGUUGCCAAACCUCCCACAGAUGCACAGGUUAGAUGAUUCCAUCAGCCAGGGCUCAACAGGUUUUGAAAGGGACUUCAGGUUCAACAACAGAGACAUAGGAACACACUCUGGACAGCCAAACUGGGCAUCUGGCCAGAGGCAGACAGGAAUGGGAAGUUGGGGAUUUUCUGGGACAUCCUUCCCUCCAGCAAGUCAGGCAUCUGGUUUUCCGGGAACAAGUCAGACAUUCAGUAGUGGCACUGAGGGACAGACUUUCCUUGGUGAGGCCACUUCACCAGUGUUGGGUGUUAGGGAGUCAUUCACUAGGUCUGGGGACCCUUCAUCAAGGAACUCUUUCUUCAGAUCUGACCAAUCAGUAACAAGACCAAGAGACUCACCAGAGGGACAAAGGAGGUCUACAUUCAGAUCUAGAAAUGAUUUUCAAAACAAUGACCCUUUCUCAAGACCAGAAGAUGCUCUUACAGUAAGUGAGGGAAGAAAUGUUGAACUUGGCAGACGUCCCUCACAAAGGCUGCCAUUCACCUUACAAAGUGAUUCAUUUUCACAGGACCAGUUGGGUCCAAUGCCUGGAGAUCCAAUACCACCAUUGGCCGACAAAAAUCCAGCUUUUCAGCCACCAGCAAACAGCCUGACAUUUCCUGGAUUGCCACAAUCCUUUUCAAGAUCACUAGGGUCUUUUCCAUCCUCUGCUACAACAGGGUCAUUUCCUAGUUCACCACAGCAAUUUUCAGGGUCAUCUAUGUCAUUACCUGAACCAUCUACAUCAUUUUCCAGUUCACCUCAAUCAUUCCCCAGUUUGUCUCAGUCAUUCACUGGUUCAUCUCAGUCAUUCCCUGGUUCGUCUGAAUCAUUACCUGUUUCAACUCAGUCAUUCCCUGGUUCAUCUCAAUCAUUCCCCCGUACAUCUCAGUCUUUCCCUGGUUCAUCUCAGUCAUUCACUGGUUUGUCUCAGUCAUUCCCUGGUUCAUCUCAGUCAUUCCCUGGUUCAUCUCGGUCAUUUCCUGGUUCAUCUCAGUCAUUCCCCGAUUCAUCUCAAUCAUUCCCUGGUUCAUCUCAGUCAUUCCCUGGUUUAUCUCAGUCAUUUCCUGAACCAUCUCAAUCAUUUCCUGAACCAUCUCAAUCAUUCCCUGGUUCAUCUCAAUCAUUUCCUGGUUCAUCUCAGUCAUUUCCUGAACCAUCUCAGUCAUUCCCUGGUUCAUCUCAAUCAUUCCCUGAUUCAUCUAAGUCAUUCACCGAUUCAUCUCAGUUAUUCCCUGGAACAUCUCAGUCAUUCCCUGGUACAUCUCAAUCAUUUCCUGGCUCAUCUCAGUCAUUCCCUGUUUCAUCUCAGUCAUUCCCUGGUACAUCUCAAUCAUUCCCUGGUUCAUCUCAGUCAUUCCCCAAUUCAUCUCAGUCAUUCUCUGGUUCAUCUCUGUCAUUCUCCGAUUCAUCUCAGUCAUUUUCCGACCCUUCUCAGUCUACUGUAGGGCAGGAGCUGUGGGGUGGUGAUAAAUUUCAGGCCUCUAGACAACAAGGUUUUGAAAAUACUGGGUCAGGAGGUUUUGAAUCAACAUUAACUCAGGGUUUUUCUGCAUCAUCUUUUGGUUCACAGCAAUUUGAUGUCCCUCAGCCUAGUUUGUUUGAAUCAUCAGUGCAUAGUCCGAAUGUUUUUGUUAGUCCUGGGAAAGGAGGUGAUGGGUUCAGCAUCCAGAUGCCAAACACCCCCAACCUUGGCUCAGAGACCCGCCCCUUGCUGGCUGACCUAGGCCCAGUAGAGGUCAGUCGAGUUCCUGGAGCUGGAGAGCAGAAUAAUAACACACCAAUGAAUACAGGAUGAACAGGAAUAUGGUUACAGGCAAUACUGACUAGAAGCACCUCUGAUAUGUGUGCUAUAAUCAUGUUUGCAUUGGCCCGGGGAAAUUAGUUCAUAAAUUCCAUGACAUUAUGCUAAUGAAUAAUUAUGAUACACUAUUGAUAGCAUAUUGUGACAUUGUAUUAUAUUACUGUUGUUCUGUAUUGCUAUGCCUUCUACUGGCUUGUGUCACCAGAGAUCAUAUUGAUCUAGGUACAUGAGUAUGUACUGUAAAUUAUAAAUUGCAAUGGGAAAAUAAACAGGACAUGCUUUGAUGACAGCUGUAUUAGUUAACAAAUGAUUUAGGCAUUAGAUUACGCAACAGUAUGUAUGUAGUGUUGUCAGUCGAAUGAAAUGUACCUAAACCUUUAUCAUAUGAUAGUAAUGAUGCACAAAGGCAAACAUUUAAGGCUUGUAAUUAUGAGCCUGUCAUUAGAUGUAUUAUGAUUAUGUAUGUUUGUCCUUAUAUAUUAAAUUGAGAUAAUAUGAUAACAUUCAUUAACUGAUUAUUGUACUACCAUUCAUUCUCAAGAAAUAAAC